CGAGACACGCGCGACGUCCACCCCCAACACGAGAUGAGCGUCCUUCGCGCCGUCGCGCGUCGCGCGCUCGCCGCGCGCGCCGGCGUCCUCGCGCCGGUCGCGUCCUCCGCGCCGGUCGCGGUCCUCCGCGUGACGAGAUCGCAAUCCUCCCUGGCCGCGGGCGCGGAAGGGGAAGAGCUCGACCACGCCCCCGAGGCGGAGGUCGCGUUCGACGAGUCGCUCCCGGUGUACAUGACGACGCUGACGUUCUCGGAGAAGGGCGUCCAGGCGAUGCUGAACCGCGACAUCGACCGCGAGAAGUCCGCGGCGAAGAUCAUCGGCCUCCUCGGCGGUCGCUUGCAGUCGUACUACGUCACCACCACCGGCACCGCGGACGCGGUCCUCACGUACACGUUCCCCAAGAACCACGACGUGCAGACGCUCCUGUACACGCUCAUGGGAAGCGGCUCGUACGAGAGGCAGGCGCGUUCUAUACACACACUGGAGACGACGAAACUCAUGAGCUGGGCGGACGCGGCGAUGAGCCUGCGCGCGAGUCGGAACGUGUACGGGAUGGGAGGCGUGACGUGUAACAUCUCGAACGUCGGGGGCGGCGGCGGCGGGGUGGGGAAGGAUUGAGCGGCGAGGCGACGACGACCGCGGUCGGUCGGCGGCGGGCCGCCGGCGACGACGACGACGACGUUGACCUCGACCCAAUACAAAAAAAGGGUCAAAGUUCAUCGGUCAGUUGAAAGGGGACGCGGUGAACGUUGAAACCGAGGGAUGGGUGAAAAACGAAUGAAUUCAUCGC
Messenger RNA from Micromonas pusilla CCMP1545, 790 nucleotides. RefSeq lists its product as uncharacterized. NCBI's taxonomy places the organism in Eukaryota, Viridiplantae, Chlorophyta, Mamiellophyceae, Mamiellales, Mamiellaceae. The record is from RefSeq and is a predicted model, not a curated record. The transcript is spliced from 3 exons. The coding region runs from base 34 to 618 and encodes 194 amino acids.